Meriones unguiculatus (Mongolian gerbil) is the source of this 1381-nucleotide messenger RNA. RefSeq names its product tRNA splicing endonuclease subunit 34 (gene Tsen34). Gene Ontology annotation, biological process: tRNA splicing, via endonucleolytic cleavage and ligation; tRNA-type intron splice site recognition and cleavage. Gene Ontology annotation, cellular component: tRNA-intron endonuclease complex. The transcript is spliced from 5 exons. The coding region runs from base 143 to 1090 and encodes 315 amino acids. The record is from RefSeq and is a predicted model, not a curated record. Lineage: Eukaryota; Metazoa; Chordata; Mammalia; Rodentia; Muridae. Gene Ontology annotation, molecular function: tRNA-intron lyase activity; nucleic acid binding.
CGUAGGGCCGGCUCCGCCUGGACUGAGAGUCGGUGCUGGCUAGAGGUUAACUCACUGGCUCUCCCGGAGGACAGUGCGAUAGACUGCGCCCGGAGUGCGGCUGCGGGUUCGAGCGUGGGCGAGAACUCCCCAAGUUGGGAGGAUGCUGGUGGUGGAGGUCGCUAAUGGCCGCUCCCUGGUGUGGGGCGCCGAGGCCGUGCAGGCGCUGCGGGAGCGCCUGGGAGUCGGGGGCCGCACGGUGGGCGCCCUGCCCCGCGGGCCCCGCCAGAACUCUCGCCUGGGCCUCCCGCUUCUGCUAUUGCCCGAAGAAGCCCGGCUCCUGGCCGAGAUAGGUGCUGUGACCCUAGUCAGCGCCCCGCGCCCGGAUCCCCGCAACCAUGGCUUGCUUACUUCUCAGGCUCUAGCAUCGUUCAAACGCCAGCAAGAGCAGAGUUUCCAGGAGCAGAGCACUUUGGCAGCCGAGGCCCGUGAGACCCGGCGUCAGGAGCUCCUCGAGAAGAUCGUAGAGGGCCAGACUGCGAAGAAGCAGAAGCUGGAACAGGAUUCAGGGGCGGAUGAAGGCCAGGAGGCCGGUGGAAGCGAAGCUACCCAAGGCAGUGAGACCAGUGACGACAGCCAGGCUCCUGCGGAGCAGGACGGAGCAGACUCUUCAUUUCCCCAGCCAGGCCCUUCAAACGGGGUGACCCCCUUGCCCAGAUCAGCCCUGCUCAUCCAGCUGGCCACAGCUAGGCCUCGGCCUGUAAAGGCUAAGCCUCUAGACUGGCGCGUGCAGUCCAAAGACUGGCCCCAUGCUGGCCGUCCUGCCCACGAGCUGCGCUACAGCAUCUACCGAGACCUGUGGGAGAGAGGUUUCUUCCUCAGCGCAGCUGGGAAGUUUGGGGGCGACUUCCUGGUCUAUCCUGGUGACCCGCUGCGUUUCCAUGCUCACUACAUCGCCCAGUGCUGGUCUGCAGAGGACCCCAUCCCACUUCAGGACCUGGUCUCUGCUGGCCGCCUGGGAACCAGUGUCAGAAAGACCCUGCUUCUUUGCUCCCCUCAGCCUGAUGGCAAGGUGGUCUACACUUCCCUGCAGUGGGCUAGCCUGCAGUGAGCCAGAGACUAAGGGGGAUGUGGCUCUGUGCAGCAAGAAUGCUCCUGGAUGGUCACCUGAGCUCAUCUCACGGAGGCUUGUGCUCUCUUGUUCUUCCUGGUUCUGAUUCCAGGGUUUAAACACUACAUCCUUUCUAGUCCCGUCCCCCCCCCCUCCCCGUUUUAAGGUGCUUACUACCUGUGUUUUGUAUUUCUGUUUGCAAACUGAGCUUAUUGAGAGUGGAGACCGUUCCUGUUGGGCUUUGCUGUUUGGCUUAAGUGUCAGCAGUUCUCAAUAAAUUUGUUGAAUAAA